This is a messenger RNA of Paramecium sonneborni, 412 nucleotides long. The record is from the annotation of a GenBank genome assembly. Lineage: Eukaryota; Ciliophora; Oligohymenophorea; Peniculida; Parameciidae.
UAAAUGGAUUAGAUUGAAUCAUAACCUAUUUUUGAUGAAAUUCCUUCCAAAAUAGAUAUCAAUAUAUUACCAAAACAUAAACCAGAAAAAUUUAUAGAAGCAAACCAAAAUAAGUUGAUUGAUCCUGUAUUUGAAGAUGGUCAUGAAAUUGGCUUUAUGAUCAAAGGAGAAAACACUCUCUAUGAGUUAGACUAUGAAGAAGGGUGAGUUUCACUUUGCUUGACAAUAGAUUUUUUGAGCCAAAUGGAUGCUACUAUUCUCGCGAUUUUGUUCCAAAGGGAUGGUGGAUAUUAGAUAAAGACUCAUAAGAAUACUUCUAUGAUAUCGAUGGAAAAUUGGACGGAGAAGAUGAUGAGGAAGAAAACCAAAAUGAACAAUUGAUAUAAUAAUAAUGAUCAAGAAAUAAAACCCC